AUGGCUCCUCCAACUGCAAUUGAUAUUGAAGGUGUAGUCGAUACUGAAUCUAUCGUCCUUCCUGAUCCAUUGACUGUCAAUGGAGUUUCUGCAAGAAGGGCAAAAGCUGGGAAGUUUGUUGCAGGUGUCGCAGCAUUUACUACUAGUGACCAUUUCAAAAGCCCGUCAACAUGGAAACCAAAGGCCAAAAGAUUUGAUCAUCGUAUCUCCCUCGAGAGCAGAUCAAGAAAGCCAUCGAACUUAAAAAGCGCUGCUAAAUACUUGGGCCCUGGAAUGAUUUCUCUCGGUGGAGGUUUACCAUGUCCCGACUAUUUCCCAAUCGAAGAACUAUCCAUCAAGGUUCCUACAGUACCUCACUUCUCGGAAGCACAAACAAAAGAAUCUGGAACCAUCUUAACUGCUGGGAAAUAUGAUGUGUCUGAGGGCAAGGGAGCAUAUGAUCUAUCUAUCGCACUCAACUAUGGACAAGGUUCUGGAUCUGCCCAGAUGCUUCGAUGGGUAACAGAACAUACCGAAAUCGUUUGCAACCCACCUUAUGCAGAUUGGGGCUGUUCUCUUACUGUCGGAAGUACCUCAGCUUUGGAGCAGACAUUUCGCAUCUUCUGUGAAAGAGGCGACUUUGUGUUAUCUGAAGAAUAUACCUUUGCUUCUGCUGUCGAGACUGCCGCUCCUCUUGGUGUAAAAUUCUUGGGUGUCAAAAUGGAUGCUGAAGGUCUUUUACCAGAACCCUUGGAUGAAAUUUUGAGCAACUGGGAUGAACAGGCAAGGGGGGCUAGAAAGCCAUUUGUUCUUUACACUGUACCUUCUGGGCAAAACCCUACCGGUGCAACUCAAGGUACCGAGAGGCGGCAUGCUAUCUACAAGGUUGCUCAAAAGCACGAUUUAUACAUCAUAGAAGAUGAACCCUACUAUUUCCUCCAAAUGCAGCCAUACACAGGACCAGAUGCUCCCGACGUCCCACCACCCGCUAAUAAUGAUGAAUUUUUGAAAGCUCUCAUUCCAACCUACCUAAGCAUUGAUACUGAUGGAAGAGUAAUGCGGAUGGAUUCUUUCUCCAAAGUAAUUGCACCUGGUACUAGAGUAGGAUGGAUCACUGCUUCCGAGCAAAUCGUCGAGAGAUUUAUUAGAUCCAAUGAGAACUCCAACCAAAACCCAAGUGGAAUCUCCCAGAUGGUUCUCUACAAAAUUCUUGAUGAAAGCUGGGGACAUGGUGGUUAUCUUCAAUGGCUGAUCAACCUUCGAUUGGAAUACACUAAGCGCCGAAAUGUUAUUCUUGCCGCAUGUGAAAAAUACUUGCCCAAGGAUAUCGUAAGCUGGAACCCACCAUCUGCCGGCAUGUUCCUCUGGCUCUCGGUAGAUUGGCAUAAACACCCAGCUGCCAAAACCAAGUCAAUUGGAGAUAUCGAGCAAGAAAUUUUCCUCUCCGGCAUUGACCAAGGCGUUCUCAUUUGUCCAGGUAGUUGGUUCACAGCUGAGAAAGACGGCUUUGUACCUGUAGAUAUGUUUUUCCGCGCCACAUUCGCUGCUGCAUCGGAGGAAAAGAUGACAGAGGCUAUUGAGAGAUUCGGAGUGGCUGUUAAAAACAGUUUUGGCAUUGAAUAA
Botrytis fragariae is the source of this 1602-nucleotide messenger RNA. Its product is annotated as putative aromatic aminotransferase protein. The transcript is spliced from 4 exons. Bases 1 to 1602 code for a protein of 533 amino acids. Lineage: Eukaryota; Fungi; Ascomycota; Leotiomycetes; Helotiales; Sclerotiniaceae. The record is from RefSeq and is a predicted model, not a curated record. Gene Ontology annotation, molecular function: pyridoxal phosphate binding; aromatic-amino-acid:2-oxoglutarate transaminase activity; L-2-aminoadipate:2-oxoglutarate transaminase activity. Gene Ontology annotation, biological process: L-tyrosine biosynthetic process; aromatic amino acid catabolic process.